UCCGCCGCCGCCGCCGCACUUCCCGCUCGCUGCACAGCUGGCGCGACGCUGCACCGCGGUCCCCUGGAAACUGCGAACGCCGCUCACAGGGAAUGCGACAAGGUUCGUGUUGACCACCCGACAAUGGCGGCCACCAGCGACGGGCGGACGAAGCGACUGUCGGUUGCUUGGCGGCUGUACCUGUACGCCCUGCACGGCUACCUCAUCGAGGUCACCUUCACCGCCGUCUGGGAUCUUGUGGUGUUCGGAAGCCUCGAGCUGCGCGGUUUCAGCAGCGUCUGGAGCCUCGCCAUUUAUUCCAUCUCUUGCAUCGCCAUGGAGAAGAUCAACGGCUUGCUGCAAGGGCAGGCGCUUGCGGCUAGAGCGUUGGCUCACACUUGCUGGAUCUACGCGUGGGAAUUUACCACGGGCUCCUUCAUCAGGGCUUUGGGAUCCUGUCCCUGGGACUACCGGGACUUCCGGUUCAAUUUUUGCGGUUUGGUGACGCUAGAAUACGCGCCACUUUGGUUCCUGUGUGGAUUGCUCUUCGAACUGCUCCUUCUGCCCAACGUGAACAGUCUGGUGUGGACGUGCGAACAAAGUGACUCUGCAGUGCAGACGAGGGAUGGCGCAUCUGUACGCGCCCCGAGGAACGGAUACAUCACGUGGAAGAGAGAAUAGCUAAAGGGAAGCCACCUAUACCGCUGCUGGUGCAAAGUGUUGGGAGCGACGUAAUCGUUCAACUUGUAUUUCUGACAAGAACGUUCAUGCGCUCAUACGAAAACAUUUCUGACACGUUGCAGUUGGACGUUGCAGUUGCAGUUGCGUCCAGCCUUGCUCCACAUGCGUCGUAAUUCGAUAUCCCCUGAAGGUGAUAUGUUAACUGACAAGCCACAAGACUAAACAAUUAUCCUGAAUUGGUCCAUAGGCGUGGAUGCUACAGACCGGAGCAAAUGCAAGGUGUUUUUUUUCUUCGACUUUCACUCUGGCACUCCGGAACACGUCUGACUUACUGUCUGUCCGUAAUGCCUCUUAGUCUAGUAAAGAGUACAAAAAAAAAAGGCAGAACAAGGGUCCACACCGGAAUUUCGAUGGCACAGCUGAAAUGCCCUGAGAAUAUGUCAGAUAAAACUACAAUACUGCGCAGCCUCAACACACAAAGUGAGGUGGUUGAACGUGUGACUGACUUAGGCGAGUGCAAGAUAUGAACUUAUCAUAACACGUCAUUGUUUCAUGAAACUAACGAUAUUUUUUUUUCCUUGACAGCUACGAGAAGCCCCGAACAAUAACCGAUCAUCCAUUCCUGAGGGGUGUACUUUUGGAUAUGUCACCAUCGUACAAUUAUGUACGCCUGUAUCUACACGGCAUUAGGUUCUCGGUUAUAUAAGAAAUGAGAGCUAGCAGUCUGCUUAUUACGCUAACUGGCCUACACAGCUUAUGGCCGGGUGUGUGACCCGCGCCACUCAAUACUCGACAAUUCAUGCCGCGAGUUUUGUGCACGUCUUGACUUCUUUCACGGUGUUCAGCACUGUCAAGGCUACAGGUCCUCUUAGCCAAUAGGAAGGGCGAUUAGCCCCUCCACAUGUAUUCAUCGGCGUCGCGUCGUCUGCUCAGCGUCUCCCUGGCGUCUGCUCACGCGCGUAGGGCGAGUAAAGCGAACAGACGGCAUCACUGAAAAAGGAAAUGACUGCACCCACCCCAGCUGGUGCCAUCCGCUUCGAAUUUAUCGAGUCGUCAUCGUGCGCUGUGUGACCCGUAAGUUACAAACUGACGCUUGUAUUUGCUUUAGAUUAAUGUGCUGAUGCUUCGAGAGCAAUGUAUUCGUGAGUAUAUUGCGCUAAUUUUAAGAACCAUUAUCAGAUUCUUGGCGCGUUAGGCUUAGCAUGCGUGGCUAAACAAACA
This is a messenger RNA of Rhipicephalus sanguineus (brown dog tick), 1881 nucleotides long. Its product is annotated as transmembrane protein 229B. The record is from RefSeq and is a predicted model, not a curated record. The transcript is spliced from 2 exons. The coding region runs from base 124 to 660 and encodes 178 amino acids. Lineage: Eukaryota; Metazoa; Arthropoda; Arachnida; Ixodida; Ixodidae.